Messenger RNA from Cuscuta campestris, 3159 nucleotides. The record is from the annotation of a GenBank genome assembly. Lineage: Eukaryota; Viridiplantae; Streptophyta; Magnoliopsida; Solanales; Convolvulaceae.
CAGGGACAGGGAGCCAUUAUGGGAAUACCUUAGAGAGACACACGCUGCUCUCCCGGCUGACAUGGCAUGGGGGUGGUGGGUGAUUUCAACUGUCUGCUCGAUCCUUCGGAGAAGAAAGGCGGCCGGCCAUAUGCUCGAGUCAAAUAUCGGCCAUUUGUUGAAUGUGUGGAGGAUUGUGGACUGGUUGAUUCUCCUUUCAUUGGGGAGGAUUAUACCUGGUUCAACAAUCGAGUGGGCGGCGUGGAGAUUCGGAGCCGGAUUGAUCGUUUGCUUUUUAACCAGCCGUGGACGGAUAUGUUCUCUUGUUUGGUGCAUCACUUGGAUAGAGUUGGAUCUGAUCAUGCUCCUCUGUUGGUGGAGUGUAAGUCUCAUGGACGUCCUCCUGCACGGCCUUUCACUUUCCUUAAUGUCUGGACAGAGCACGAGGAUUUUCAGAAAGUGGUAGCCGACUCUUGGAGGGAGGACAUUACUGGCAAUCCCAUGUUCGUAUUUGGUGCUAAGCUCAAGCGUCUGGCACAUCGCUUGAAGAGAUGGAACCGAGACACCUUCGGUCACAUCUUUGAUAGGCUUAAGGUGCUUGAGCAGGAUGUUCGGGAUAUUGAGCUACAGCUACAGACAGAUUCUUCAGAUGAGACUUAUAUCGAGUUCAAGCGGCGCUCUGCACUUUUGAAGCGCCAGUAUCGUAUCGAGGAUGAGUUUUGGCGGCAGAAAGCCCAUGCGAAAUGGGUGACGGACGGGGAGAGGAACUCGGGGUACUUUCACUCUGUAGUGAAAAAUCGCCGGCGGAAGCUCUACAUUCACCGCAUACAGAAUGACCGUGGGCAGUGGGUCACGGAGAGAGCUGCGAUUGCGAUGCAGGCGAUUACCUUUUUUCAGGCCAUGUUCACUGCAGAUCCUAGUGUUACAUCUUCGGCCUUAGACAUGAUUCCACGGUUGGUCACUGAUGAGGAUAAUGACCGGCUAUGCGCUGUUCCGGAGAUGGAGGAGGUCAAGACUGCGGUCUUUGCUAUGGACUCUAAGAGUGCAGCGGGUCCCGAUGGCUAUAUUGGGGCCUUUUAUAAGGCCGCUUGGACGAUAAUUUGCACGGACUUAUUGGCGAUGGUACAUGCCUUUUUCUUAGGCCACGAUCUGACUCGCCCUCUCACGCACACUUCUAUUGUUCUAUUGCCCAAGAAGUCCAAUCCUGUGACCUUUGCGGACUUUAGACCCAUCAGUUUGUGUAAUUACUGCAAGAAGAUCAUCACGAAGAUUAUGGUUGUUCGCUUGGCUUCCGUGCUCCCCCGGCUGCUUUCCCCGCAUCAGAGUGGGUUUGUGGCGGGGCACUCUAUCACUGAUAAUAUUCUUUUGGCUCAAGAGAUGUGUCACGGGAUGCGGGUGGAUAAUGAAGAUGUCAUUCUGAAGCUGGACAUGAUGAAGGCCUAUGACCGGGUCUCCUGGUAUUUCUUGAUGUCAGUACUGCGCCGAUUUGGAUUUUCGGAGACUUGGAUCGAUCUGGUCUAUCGGGCCAUCUCGAAUAUUUGGUACCCAGUCAUUAUUAAUGGGAUUCGAGAGGGCUUUUUCCAAUCAACGAGGGGCUUGCAGCAGGGGGACCCACUCUCUCCGUCCUUGUUCAUCCUAUCAACGGAGGUUCUUUCUCGUUCUUUGGCUCGGCUGUAUGCAGAUCCUAUAGUUGCUCGUUUUACACAGCCCCGUGAUGCACCACAUAUCCAUCAUCUUGCCUACGCCGACGACAUUGUCAUCUUCACUUCGGCGAGGGGGGACACUUUAGAGAGAGUUCGUGCAGUUUUACGUUCCUAUGAGCAGAUUUCAGGCCAGGCUGUCAGCCUACCUAAGAGUGCCUUCUUUAUGCACCCUAAGGCGUUGGCACCCGUGUUGGAGCGUGUUCGAGAUACCCUCGAGUGUUCAUUGGAUGUGCUUCCAUUCACUUAUCUUGGCUGUCCUAUUUAUCAUGGUCGGAAGCGCAUUCAUUACUUUGAGCCUGUUCUGAAAAAGAUGCGGAACAAAUCAUGGCGCGUUUUGGAGAGGCGCCUUCCCACUGAUGAUGUCCUGGCGAGAUUUGGCUUUGCUUUGCCUUCUCGGUGCUUAUGUUGUUCGCCGCCAGGACGGGAGACCAUUACACACAUUUUCUAUCAUGGGAGCAUGGCGCGGCGUGUUUGGACUUAUUUCACAGAGUCUGCCCGUAUACGGGGCACACAUCACAGUUUGAGGUCUGUCUUGAGUAUAUGGUGGGCGCAGAGGCCUAGGAGCAGGAUGCUCUCGUUCCUGUUCCACCGCCUGCCGAUGAUCAUUCUUUGGGAGAUUUGGACGCACUAUGCUGCGUGCAAGUAUGGGGAUGCUCGCCCCAACUUUGCACGCAUUAUUUUUCGGGUGGCUACGGCGGUGUCGGAGUGCAUCUAUCGUCGCUGGCCUAGCGGGGGUCUCUUGCCUUCCCGAUGGUCGGUGAUCAUGGAGCACGUUCAACGAGGCUCUAGACGCAGGAGGGUGGUGCCGAUUCGGUGGGUCCCACCGCCGGGUGGUACCAUCAAGGUGAAUGUGGCGAGGGCCCCGGUACGUGGGGCAUUUGCAGCGAUCGUGCGUGACUCGACAGGUAAGUUUCUUUAUGCUCUUUCUUCUAUUGCAUUCAGGUGGGAACCAGUGGAGCGUGGAGGGAUGGACGUGCUUCUUCGGUGUAUUCAGUGGUGUAUAUCCCAGUCCUUCUUGCGUAUCCACGUGGAGUCCCAUCAUUCAGCGCUAGCUUGUUUCUUUAGAGAAGGUACCCCGUGGUACCUUCAUGAUGUUUAUGUUAGACUGCGUUUCCUCUGUUCUAUCGCGACGGUCCAGUGGUUUCAUUGUGACGUGCGGGCGAAUGCCCCGACGACUGAGUUAGCAUUGUGGGCCGUGGAUAGUACAGAGGGGACGCGGGAGUUUACUAAUCUGCAGGAUCUUGACAUUCGGGUACGAUCUCUCCUUCCUAUGGACGAUCUGCUCUUCUUUCGCAUAGAUGAGGAUGGGGGUAACCCCUAGUUGCACUGAUUUGGGUGCCUUAACGACCGCGUUUGCGGUUAAGAGGCGCACGUAUGUACCCGCGGUUAAAGGGUGCCUUAAUUUCCCCCUUUUUGAUAAUGACAAACAUAGUUGAGAAAAAAGCAACGUAUAAUUCAAGAAAUACUUUCCUUAAUA